AUGAGCAACCCCGUCUUCAUCAAAUCCACUAAAACCAAAAAGUUAUCAUUAGACAAAAUAGGAGAAUUGGAGGAUGAUUUAAAGAAUAACCCCUUAGACUACAACAAAUGGAUCAAGUACUUGGACCAUUUGGUUGCCAAGGACAACCAAGAACAAGUAAGGGAAGCUUUUGAAAGAUAUCUCGAUAUUUUCAAGUUUGAUGCAUCACAAUGGAACAAGUAUAUCAAGUAUGAACUCGAUAGAGGUGAAAAAGAAAAAGCAGAGACGCUUUUCCAAAAGUGUUUUGCCACAACUGAAAAUGUGGAGUUAUGUCGCCUGUAUGUUGAUUAUGUGAGAAGUGUUACCGAUAUGGUUACUGGUGGUGAUAAAGCGAGGGGAACUAUCAUCCAAGCAUUUGAGUUUGCCGUUGACAAGGUGGGAAUAGAUGUGCAGAGUGACAGUUUGUGGCAAGAUUACAUUAACUUUAUCAAGUCGUGGACUCCCGCUGCCAACUGGGAGCAACAACAAAAGACAGAUUUGAUUCGAAAGGUGUACAAAAAAGCUUUAGUUGUUCCAAUGGAAAAUAUUGAAUCCAUGUGGACGCAGUACACGAGGUGGGAAAACGAACAAAAUCAAGUUACGGCGCAAAAAUUUGUGUCUGAAAAAUCGGCCGAGUUCAUGGCGGCUCGUUCAUGGAACACCGAAUGGCAGAAUAUCACCAAAAAGAAGUUGAAACGAACAAUAACCCCACAUAAUAUAGACAACGAAACGGUUGAAACACAAAUGAAGUAUUGGUCCAGUUGGUUACUGUUGGAAAAAAAGAACUCAUUGCAAAUUAAGGAUGAGACUUUACUUCAGAAGCGAAUAAAUUAUGUUUACAAAGAAGCCACAUAUGCUCUACCUUUUGUCCCGCAACUUUGGUUUGAAUAUGUAAAACACCUUUUAAACAAUAACGAGGAAAGCAAUUUAGGUAAUUGCAUUUCCAUAUUAAAUGAAGGACUAAAAUUAAAUCCUAAGAGUUUGCUUCUCUCAUUUCAAAUAGCUGAAUUGUUUGAAAAAGAUAAUGCUUUUGAUAAAGCAAAGGGAGUUUACAACGAGAUCAUUUCAAAGUUGAGUGUGGAUCAUAAAGCCGUUUGUAAACGCUUGAAUGAUUUAUACGAGCGAGUGAAACCGAAGGAAGAGAAUAAGAACGAGGAAGAUCAAGAGGAUGUGGAAAUGGAGGACAAUGACACGGGUAACGACAAUAAAAUCAAUGGUAACACCAAUAGUGACAUGAAUGGACAUGGACAUGGACAUCCCAAUCUCCCUCGUAGGCCAAACAUACCUAGCUUACCACAAAUUCCCACAAAUUUGGCACCUGCGCCAGAUGCAAUCGAUCUGGAUAUUGCUCCACUGGCAAUUCAAGUGCGUUCGGCGCUCUCGGGACUGGACUUGAGAACCUUUCUGAAGUUGAAGAAAGAGCGUGAUCAAUUGGUUGAUGAAAUUACACUUACGUACAUCAAGUUUAUGGUUGCAAGUAAAAGAGCUGAAGGGAUGAAAGAAGCAAGAGACGUAUUCCGCCAGGCCAGAAAAAACGAGUCUGUGGGGUAUCAGAUAUAUGUUGAGAACGCAUUGUUGGAACAUUAUGCUGACAACAAGAAAACCGCUUUAAAGGUGUUUGGUGUUGGCCAAAAGGCAUUUCCCACAGAUGGAAGGUUUUUAUUAAAGUUUUUGGACUACCUAAUCAUGACAAAUGAUGUCGACAAACUAAGAAGUACCAUACAGAGCUCGGACACCAACAUUUCAAAAGAAAUCUCUCAAAUUACGGAAGAACUAGCUCUGUCGGGAUUGGAUCCAAUUCUCAAGGAGGAGAAACAACAAAGACUUGAUCUUCAAAAGAGGUCCUUGAGACGAUUGUACAAGAAGUACAUUUCCUUUUCAGCAGACCAUUUGUCCUUGGAUAUAACAAGUAGUUUCACCAAAAAAUAUGAGCAGUUAUUUCCCGACGAUGAUCCGAUCGACUUAUUCACUGACAGAUACAAGCUUGGUGAUAUAAACAUCAUCAAACGAAACGAAUUGAACCAAGAUGAUGCAGAUGACUACGUGGAACAAGCAAGAAAAAGACGCAAAUUAUCUUUUGCUUUUGACAAUAAUGAUUCAAGCUCGGCAGUCAAGAGUAUACAGGAGUCAAGUCGUAUAGAGCAAGAAGUGAUUGAAGAAGAGCAGCAGGAUAAUUCCUCCUUUGUUGGCCCUUCGAUUGUUGCGUUGAUGUCGGCAUUGCCAAAUGCUUCCUAUUUUGGAUUACCUUCGGAGAACGUAUUCAACAGUGAGAAGUUGGUUACACUUUUUUCCAAUUUGCCCAAUUUGGCAUAG
Molecule: messenger RNA, 2331 nt
Organism: Lodderomyces theae
Lineage: Eukaryota; Fungi; Ascomycota; Pichiomycetes; Serinales; Debaryomycetaceae
Product: cleavage polyadenylation factor subunit
Exons: 1
Coding region: 1-2331 (776 amino acids)
Biological process (GO): mRNA 3'-end processing
Cellular component (GO): nucleus
Molecular function (GO): mRNA binding; protein binding
Source: RefSeq, a predicted model, not a curated record